AUGAAACAAUUAGGGGAAGAACAUCCUUUGAUAAGUACGAAGAGACCUAGAGCAAAAAAAAGACGUUCCAUAGCGAUAUGCGCUGCUGUAUUAACGUUGAUAGCAUUCGGGUUCAUUAGGUUUGUGCCCAAGGAUAUAUUAGCUGGAGGGUGGUAUGAAGGCGAGAAGGAUGGUUUAAGUGCUUUAGAUAAUGAAGAAGUGAGAGACAUGCAAACAGAUGGAACAACGUUUGAAUUAAAGCAUAUAUUUCACCGGGGAACGGGAUCACAUAAUUAUAUGGUUCAUCGCAGGUUGGAUGUAACUAAGGAGUAUCUAGAGGCUCAUAGCGAGGAAUUAGAGGAGUUGACAACUAUGCAGACAUCAGAGGUAGACGAGAGUAAUUUACAAGACGUUUACGACGCAUAUGACUGGCCCCAGGCGCACACGGGCAAGAAUCCGUGGACAAUCAAGCUCCAGAUCAGACAGUCGCCUACUAACGGAGUAGUGAAGAGGUUGAAGGAGCGUCAUACACCCAACUUUUUGGACUCGUAUUUGGCAUAUGCAUUAUCUGUGAAGGGCAAUCCGGCGCUUCUCAACAAGAUUGAGCUCGAAUGGGAGGACGAGCACGAAAUACCGAUUCCCGACGUCAAGGACCGGGAUACAGUGGUGUCUUUGGCGACGAUUUCGUCGAACGCAUAUGUGAAGUUCCCCAAGGACGACAAAGAAAAGAAGAGACUGGAUUGGAUCGAUGUGGGCGAUCCGUGGGUGCCCGAUGAAAAUCACACCGACAUCAACUUUGGAUGGGCUGACGACGGGCUCCGUGGACACGUAUUUGUGAGCACCGACAACAAGACAGUCGUGAUAGGAAUCAAGGGUACGUCGGGAGCAGGGCUUAUUGGCACGGGACCCGAAGAAACCACUGCCAAUGAUAAGUUGAACGAUAACCUACUUUUUCUGUGCUGCUGUGCUCGCGUGGGCUAUAUGUGGACCACCGUGUGUGACUGCUACCAGAAGGCAUACACCUGCGACCAAGACUGUCUCGAGAAGGAGCUCAUGCGCCAGGACCGUUACUACCAGGCGACACUCGACUUGUACCGCAAUGUAUCCCAGCUCUACGACCCUCUGACCACCAACAUCUGGGUUACAGGGCAUUCGCUUGGGGGUGCAUUAGCGUCGCUUGUGGGCAGAACAUACGGGCUACCAGCCGUGGCAUUCGAGGCACCCGGUGAAAUGCUAGCCACCCGUCGACUCCAUCUCCCUCAACCCCCAGGGCUCCCCAAGCACUUGGAAAACAUCUGGCAUUUUGGGAACACGGCCGAUCCUAUAUACAUGGGUGUUUGCAAUGGUGUCUCCAGCUCGUGCAAUGUAGCCGGGUAUGCGAUGGAAACUGCCUGUCACACGGCUCACCAAUGCGUGUACGAUGUCGUGACAGACAUGGGAUGGAGGGUUAACCUUCUCAACCACCGCAUCCACACCGUUAUCGACGACAUUAUCCUCGCGUACAACGACACGCCUCCAUGUGUCCAGCAGCCUCCGUGUCGAGACUGCUUCAACUGGCGAUUCACCUCGUCCGACGACAACAAGAAUGAUGAACCGCCGUUGCCCAACCCGUUGCACCCAAAACCACCUUCCACGGUACGUUCUUCGAAUAUGCCCCACGAACAAUCGCCUAAUGCAUCUCGCUCACUUAGUAGUUUAUGUACAGAGCCUUCCUGCACAUCCUCCUUCCAAUCAGUGUCGCCGUCAUUCUCGAGCCAGCUUCCAAGUCAUCCCUCGCAAAAUCCUCAACGAUGCUUGCGUAGAACAUGGUACGGUCGUUGUUCCAAAUGGGGGCACAACAGCGCAGCCCAUCAUGUAUCUAGCAUAUAG
Messenger RNA from Debaryomyces hansenii CBS767, 1848 nucleotides. RefSeq names its product triglyceride lipase (gene ATG15). Gene Ontology annotation, molecular function: glycerophospholipase activity. The coding region runs from base 1 to 1848 and encodes 615 amino acids. Gene Ontology annotation, biological process: multivesicular body membrane disassembly; macroautophagy; piecemeal microautophagy of the nucleus. The record is from RefSeq and is a predicted model, not a curated record. The transcript has a single exon. Lineage: Eukaryota; Fungi; Ascomycota; Pichiomycetes; Serinales; Debaryomycetaceae.